UUUAUUGUGUAGGAAGUGGUGUAUUUAUCGAUAUGUAUUAAGUGUAAAAGAAUGUAUAAGCCUUAAAAUUGUUGGUAAAAUCAACGAAGAAAUUGUGUUAGUCGCUGUACAUAAAUUGGAAGAUGAUUAUUAAUUUGUGAAACAUGGCGUGAGAAACUGCAUAACCAUGAAAAACAAGCCACUUCUAAAGUGACGCUAGUUCAUCGAAGGCAUUUUUAUCCCAUUAUGAAGGAGAUGGUAGGAGGGUGCUGUGUAUGUUCGGAUGAACGAGGGUGGGCUGAGAACCCCCUUGUUUAUUGUGAUGGUCAGGGAUGCACCGUGGCUGUACACCAGGCGUGUUACGGAAUUGUGACAGUACCGACAGGGCCAUGGUUUUGUCGAAAAUGUGAGAGUCAAGAACGCGCAGCUAGAGUGCGAUGUGAGCUAUGCCCCAGCAAGGAUGGCGCACUCAAAAAAACUGACAAUAGUGCCUGGGCUCAUGUGGUUUGUGCGCUGUACAUUCCUGAGGUACGCUUUGGCAAUGUGACGACAAUGGAACCAAUCAUCUUGCAGCUCAUCCCUACAGAACGCUUCAGUAAGGUGUGCUAUAUAUGUGAAGAGCAGGGAAAGGGGUCUCGUGCAACGGUUGGUGCUUGUAUGCAGUGUAAUAAGACUGGUUGCAGACAGCAGUUCCAUGUGACUUGUGCUCAGGCACUUGGCUUGUUAUGUGAGGAGGCUGGCAAUUACCUGGACAAUGUCAAAUACUGUGGCUAUUGUCAAUAUCACUACUCAAAACUUAAGAAGGGUGGCAAUGUGAAGACUAUCCCACCAUACAAACCAAUUCCAGCUGACCACGGAUCUUCCGACUCCUCCCCAGAGAAAGAGUCAGAUAGUAUGGUUAAGGCAGGUGUUAGUGGGAAGCGGAAGGGGACAGGUAAGGCCACCAGUGCUACCUCUAUGGUUGCAGGAGUGAAGGGUGGAGCACCAGGUGCCAAAACUGUUGUAGGUGGCCACAGUCCGAGCCUCAGUGAUGCUUCUUCCGUUGGUGCAGGUGGUGACACAGUUGACGUAACUAAGUCGUCAAACCCUUCUUUAGGCCCCAAGGACGCUUCAAAUCUUUCAGCCACUACAAUUAUGGGAACAUCGGUUACAAGCAGUGCCAACAGUGGCAGUACUAAAUUUACCACUUCAAACUUUGUUGAAACAGUUGUGACCCAAAGUGAAAGUGUGUUUGGUGCUGAUAUAGCCACAGUUGGACAGGCAAAUGCGCGUGUUUCAUCAGCUACUAUCCAGGCUUCUAGCAGUUCUAAUACUGCUAGUUCCAGUAUCACAGGAAAGAAACGAAAGGCUGGUGGAAGCCGGACGCCAACAACCCCAGAUAACUCAUCUGACAUUGCCUCUAUGCAGGCACCAGUACCUGUAGUGAGUGGUACCGCAGGCAUCCCAGCUGUUGCCGGUAGUGUCACUGCUAUAGUAGGUAAUGUUUCCGUCAGUUCCUCUGGAGGUACUGAUAAUCAUGGUGGUGCAGUGUUAGUGGAUUCCAAGAAACUAAAGGUAGAAAGUGGAAGUAUUUGUGGAGUAAGUGGUAGUAGCUCAAACCCUAUGCCUUUGUCCACAGUCACAGAGUCAGUAGUUGUGAGCAAUGUGAACUCAAGACCAUUGUCAGGUAAUGUGAUCACAUCAGCUUCUAGUGCUACAGGCUUAGUAAGCAGUGCAGUCAGUGCUGGAAGUAUAGUGGUGUCGGUGCCUCUGGCUGCCACGUCCAUCCAGCCCCCCGCAUCUGCGGCAUCCACUGUGGUGACAUCAGCCCCAACAUUAUUCCAACAGCUGCAACAGUCGAGUGUAGUAACCAGCAACGCAGCAGUGUUGGCAGCAGUUAAUGCAUCUGCAGCAGAAAGCCGAGCACAGCCUGUAGCACAUCAGCAGCCACAGCAUAUAGGGGACCAGCCUAGUAAGAGGGCCCGGACACAGUCAACAGAGAAGCCAGAGAAAGGUCGUAAACAGAAGCGUGGUAACAGCGGGACUGUUAUGACAGCUUCAACAACUGGACUGUCCACCGUCACCACCACCAUUACCACCACUACUGUUGCAGCUGCAGGGACAGGCACUAACACAAACAACAGCAACAAGAGAGGAAGUCGUGGGAGCACUGGCAACAACCCUACACCACCUCCAGCAACUACACACUCUCAGCCUGGCCAUAACUCCAUUACAACUGCUGUAGUCCCAACCAGCAACAUGGUGAAGGACUCACCUCCAAGCAGUCCGGGAUCAGAGACGACUUCUGUUCAUUCUGGUGGACGUAACAGCAGGACUAAGAACAACAAACGGAGCAGUGGUGGUCGUGACAGAGAUGACAAGGACAUCAAACUGUUUCAGAACGGCGUCAGUGCUCCACAUAUGCUAGGCAAUCAGCUGAAUCCAUCGUCAACAAUGGCACAGAAGAUGUCAGAUACACUGUCAGCAGAAAUGGAGGCUCACAGCAUUUUCAGUGACUCAAGCAAUUCCACAACAUUGCUUGUUGGACCACAGUUACACAGCCGGGUCAUUGCUUCUGUUCGCAAUGCAAACAGUGUGUCAGGUGGGUCAGCACAUGGCAGCACUGCUGGAACCACCAUCAACCCUGUCAACAGUACUGGUGCCAACAAUCCCACAUGUAGUACUAGCAAUCAUGCAGGGAGUAGCAGUAAUGCAGGAGCUGUAGGAAGCAUCCCGCAGAGUCUGGAUCAGUUGCUGGAGAGACAGUGGGAGCAAGGCAGUCAGUUCCUCAUGGAGCAGGCUCAGCACUUCGACAUUGCCUCCCUGUUAUCUUGCUUGCACCAACUGAGAGCAGAAAACCUGCGACUGGAGGAGCACGUGAACAGUCUCUUACAGCGGCGGGACCAUCUCUUGGCUGUGAAUGCUAGGCUAGCCAUCCCUCUCACCACACAGCCUGCUCAAGUGAAUAAUGUCCACCCAGGGUCUGGUUCUGUGUCACACCAGCACUCGGACGCAUCUCGGAAUCCUCGUGUCAACAAUACCUAUGUUGUGUCUCAUCCCAUGGAAAAUGGGCUGCCACCGGAUCCUAGUCCACCAUCUGGCUACCCACACCAACACCGCAGCCCAGCUGCCCAACCCAGUCCAACAGUCAGACAGAGUUCAUCAGGUAGUGGUUACAUGCUGAGUCAGUCACCUUUGAACCCACCUGCAGGCUCUGCCAUUGUGUCACCUGCAUCCUCAGCCCCAGCUGUCAUUCGCAGUACUUCUGCAACUCCAGAUCCACUGAGGGGAGCUGAUUCAAGGAGGUCAAGCCAACAGCCAUCUGGCUAUGUGUACCAGGUUGUCUCUUCUCCAGCAACUGUCUCCUCACAUCAGAAUUCACAAGUUCCUGUAGUUGCCACGCAGCAGGUGAUACGAAGAGAUGGUGUUAAUGACCUCCAUCACCAGAUGCCCUCAACAAAACCAAGUUGAACAUAAUAGCUAUGUUAUUAAACUGAGCCCCGUAAUAACCUACAAUAUUAGUUGAUUUUGUUCUGUUUGUCAGACAACAAUGUAAAAUGGUUGUGUAUUUGCCUGAGUAUAAUCUUUUGAUCAUAAAUUAAUUUUUUUUUUUAUUGUUAUAAUCAGUAAUAGUUUUAUAUUGUAAUAAUAUGAUAAUAGGUGACAUUCCAUAAAUUAAUGUUCAUUGACAUAUAUUUCAUAUAAUACAAAAGUAGUUGUGGAAGUUUAAUAGAAAACAAACAGAACUUGAAGCUGCUGUUUGAAAUGUCAUGAAUACAUCACAGAUUCACUUCACCUUUUGCUGUAGACUCAUUUACAGGAACAAAGGAAAUGAAAAGUUCUGGGUCUGUGGUCUGCAAAUAUUUCAAAUCUUGGGGUCUAGAGCUGUAGAGUUCUUCCUCAAGGUGUUGCCUCCAUUUAGAAAUGUUGGUUUUCAGCUUAAUUUUUGGGACAGGUAAAAUGAUUCAUUUUAUAAUUUGGAAAAUUCUGGAUGUAUGUGGGCAGAUUGUACUUGCCGCAAGUGAUGAAUGUGACGUAAGAAGGGCUUUUCUUUCUUAACCCUUCAGCGCAGGCAUUUAAAUAUCACUGUUUUGGGGUCUCCUGCGAUAGUAUUUUUUAAUUGCCCAUUUAAAUGUUGCUCUAAAUUAUAUUAUGUAUCAUGACUUUUGAACUAUAUGAGAUAUAAUUAUGAAUUUUUAACCGAAAUCAUCUUAAAAGAUGGUUUUAUAAUCUUACCUUAUAUGAGCACCCUGUAUCUGAGCGAUGGAAGCAAGUGGAUUAGAAGUUGAGUUUCAUAUAAUAUUUCUUGAAACAUCCAUCUAAACACAACCCUGCCUCACAUUCACUACACCAGUAAAUAGAUUCUUUCCUUUUACCAUGUUUUGCGCACACCACACAUCUUUUUUGAGACUUUACCUUUUUCCUUUGGCUGGAAUACGCUCCAGGAAAUGUCGUUCUGUGAAUCUUUUAGGCGGCGCCUCAUCUGACGGGCGGCCGUAUACAGGAUGAGGAAAACCAGAACUGUUUUUUUCCACGGGCCUUUGUGCCACUGAAAGUCUGAACUUUAGUGUGUCAAUGUGUUUGUUAUUCGGGAGACACCGAUAUAUGACCAUUGUGUUACGUAUUGCUACAUUGUGUAGCCUCUGGAAUAACUUCUGAUACCACUUAGUACUCUUCUUUAGUUCAAGCAAGUACGGCUGUAGCAUUUGAUCCUCCAGAUCCACUCCUAGCAUGUUUCUGUUGUAAUCACAAACAACCAGGGGCUUUGUUUCUUGUUUGUUUGCUUUAUUCACAACCACAGGCAUAUCACCUUUGUGGUAUGUUGAUAUCAUAGUCACUCGACCACCGUAACUGUGAGGUCACGCGUUCUAUUUAGACUGACUGGCAGAGCUGCAGGAUCAUGAAUCUUAAGGUUACACGAACAGAGAGCGCAUUCUUUUCACAACAGCCCAGUGCAGUUUUCAUCAUGCUGGCAUGUUUUGUUCCAUAUUAUGGGCCUUCGAAAUUAGGCUUACAGCUUGGCGUACGGUGUACGGCAAACCGCGCUGAAGGGUUAACUUACCUGAUCUGUGAGAAAUUUGUUAUUAAUGUACAGAAUGUCUUUGUUUUAAUUAUUUGUUAUUUUAAGAAUUGUUUUCUUCAUUCAAACUUUUCCACCUGAAAUAUGCCCCUAUUGAACAUAUGUUUCUUCUUUUGCAAACUGGACUUUGAUUAUAUUUGUAGAUGAAAGUCAAUGUUAUUUUUAUUUUAAGAAAAUCUUUCUUCAUUCAAGAUUUUCCACCAGAAAUUUGCCCUUUUUGAACAUUUCUUUCUCCUUUACAAACCAGACUCUUAUUAUAUGUGUGGAUGAAAGCACAUGUUAUUAUUUUCAUUUCAUAUGAAGAUAUAUAUUUUUUUUCCCCCUUGGCACUAUAGCCCCAGUG
Molecule: messenger RNA, 5381 nt
Organism: Cryptotermes secundus
Lineage: Eukaryota; Metazoa; Arthropoda; Insecta; Blattodea; Kalotermitidae
Gene: Alh
Product: protein AF-10
Exons: 13
Coding region: 226-3429 (1067 amino acids)
Biological process (GO): regulation of transcription by RNA polymerase II
Cellular component (GO): nucleus
Molecular function (GO): histone binding; nucleosome binding
Source: RefSeq, a predicted model, not a curated record